Messenger RNA from Nematocida homosporus, 3348 nucleotides. RefSeq lists its product as uncharacterized. Bases 1 to 3348 code for a protein of 1115 amino acids. The record is from RefSeq and is a predicted model, not a curated record. The transcript has a single exon. NCBI's taxonomy places the organism in Eukaryota, Fungi, Microsporidia.
AUGUCGCUAUCUCCUUAUAUGAAUAGGUUGUCGGUUAUUUAUGGGUUGGGUUGGGUUAAGAUUGGGUUGAGUUGGGGCUUUGCUUGUGAAUGGCUGAUUGGGGUUGGUUGGGGCUUUGGAUUAGUCUUGGGCUCGGGGUACUGGCGGGGUUUACUUAAGGGCUGGAAAAUUAAGGUGGUUAGAAGUUGGUUUGGUCUUGGUUUCUCGGUUGGCUUGGGGUUGGUGUUGGUGUUGGGUAGAGUUAGUGGAUCUAGUCUGAAUACGAUGGGUGAGUGUCGAAAUAUUAGUGAUGUGUGUGUGAAUGCUCGAGCGGGAUUGCUGGAUGCAGAGUCUAUGUUUGAGGCUCUGUACAGUAUUGGAAUUGUAUGUGCUGGCUUUGAUUAUACUGUGCAGAUGACUUGUGCGACUCCUCAACAAGGUUUGGCGGCUGCUUCUGAUUCUAGUUUAGUAGAUACAGAUGAGACGUUGGUCAAUACGCCUAUUUAUGCGAUUGGGUACAUAGGUGCUUAUAUUCACUUUAUACUGCCGAAAUAUACACGUGCCCAAGCCCAGGAUGCUUUGGAGUUAUUAAGAACGAUUGUGGUUAUUAGAUGUUCUGCUUGUCGAGUUAUUUAUAGCUUGGGUAAUCCGGAUUGUUAUCAGCUGAACAUGCAAAUUCUAUCUCGAGUUGUUAACAUGUUUGAUUGCGAUAGAUUGAGGAUUUCUUUGGCUGAAGAUCAGCAGGGACUGGUAUACGGUCUUGGGUUAGAUGAAAAGAAGUGUAGGGAUGAAGCCCAGAAUACAGUUUUGCAUGCGAUUUACUCUUCCAAGUAUCAACUGGAGCUUAUAACUACUAAGUCAAUGACGCUUUGGGAAUUGGUAAAUAGUGGAAUUGCCUUUGCUCGGCCAUUUUCUUGUAUCAUCUUUCAAGAAUGGGAGUUUCAAGAUGCCCAUUUUAUUCGCCGGCUGCCACUAAUAAACGGCUAUACUCUCUUCUUUGUGAAUUUACCUAAAGUGACUAACAUUGAUCUUUGGGUGCUUCAAAUGCCAGUUCCUAGAUGCCAUAAGAUUCAUAUUGUUAGUUCGGCGGCUACAGAAGUAACACUACGUGGUCUUGAGAAUGUUGAUGCUAUUCAUCCGGGGAUAGUUCUGGAGGCAUCUUGGGAAACUAUUCUGCACCUGUGCAAACAUAACAGGUCUCCGAUUAAAGUUCAUACUCUCUUGGGUUUGGAUAUUUCUUAUGAAUCUGUCUAUCUGCUGCGGCAAACAUGCUGUCUCCAACCGCAUAAGUUGUGCGUCUUUGCUACUCUGGUUAUUUGCCAAAUCCUCCCUAAUAUGCCCUGUCGGACCAAAUCGGCUUAUAGCCUGCUCUACACCCGUAAAGCUAUUGCCAGGCAUGGAAUUUCGGCAAAAGAGCUUUGGGUCCAGUAUAAGGAUAAACGGGAUGACCUGUACAACUCGAUCAGUACACUUCGCUUUAUCGGAGCAAUAUCUCGUAUACCGAGUCAAGUUUGGUCACGCGACGUUAUAUGUUGUGGUAACAUUCUUAAUGAUCCCGAUUGGAUGCUUAGAAGACCUGUUUUGAUUGAGCUUUGCCAUAUUGAUUUUGAUUACUGGAUUACUAACCAUAAAAACUACUAUGGUGUGUCUUUCUGCCAAAACAUACGCUACACAAUUAUCGAGAUUAACGGAAGUCAGCUUCCUGGUCCUCUGGCCAUCCAAAGGUAUGCAGAAACCGUAUCUAUCUUUCGGAAUAUCACAGCUCAAGAACUUAGAAUCGUGAAUAUUGGUGACAAUAAUCCAAAUCAGGAAUCUAGUGAGUUUAAUACAGAUGCUCUGGAUACAGAAUGUAAUCGCCGGCCUAUGGCUAAACUUAAUCUUAAGGUGAACACCUUAGUGCUAGAUAAUAUUGAUCUACGUAUUCUUUAUUGGAUGCUAAGGGUUUACAACUUUAUCAACCCAAUUAAACUGUACAUUAUGAACCAGCGCUUCAAGAACAUGGCCAUUGUUCAACUUCUUGCCCAUCCUAUCGGCCAGAAGAUUGCCUUACUAGUAAUUAAUGGCUUCUCUGAGCUAGAUGAAAUCAAGUACUUCCACCAACGAGAGAAAAUCGAGGGCUUCUCCCUAUUCAGAUACAUAGAGAGAGAGAAUAAACUGGGCGUAUCUCCCCAGUAUCUUGGCCUGUCCAAACUGUCCCUACAGACAGGUGCUCUUAAUUACAGGGCAUAUGCUACAAUCCUGCGCUGGUUUUUGAACUAUGGCAUUAAGUCACAAUUUAUACUAUUCCAAACCUACAUCGCAAGAAAGCCCAAUACUAUCCCAAAUCUGAGGAAUAAUAAUGAGUUGACUCUUUACGAUAUCGACCUGGAUUCCUUAAAAUACGAUUUCAUCUCUUCUCAAACUACUAACCCAACCCGACCAACCCGGAAUUUAAACCCCUCCCGGCCAUUCCAAGGAUCUCAUUCCCCAAAAUACUCAGUGAAGAACCUGUUCUUACGUUUCCACAAGAACCAAUCACUAACUGAAGUCGACUUAGUGACUAUUAUUCACUGGGUUGCUAGCCAAUUUAAGGAUACAACUACUCUACACCUAGCAAAUGUCAAUGUAUCAGAAAGUGAAUGGACAGUAAUCACCUCACGUAAAUACUUUAUCAUUGAACUAGAUAGACUUAAGAGUAUUCAAAUUGACGGAUCAAUCCCAAAUAAUCCGAGCAGUCCAUCUACCAUGGUGCUACUUCAGUCGUUCCACCGCUGUUUAUUAAAGAACCUUCAUAAUCCUAAGGGCGAAUUUACUGCACUUGCAUCUACAAUGCUCUAUCGGCUGGCCAGACGCUCGGACUCAGUCGAGGGCAUCAUUCCAAAUUCCAUUAGCCCCAAGGCCUCUUUUCAAAACAUCACCAAGUAUAUCAAAGAAAACGGCACCGCCAUUAAAUGUUCGACCUGUCGUCGUGACCUUUAUGCACCACCAAAGGAAGCAGAAGAAGCGGAUGUGGACGACUCAACCGCCCCUACUCCGUUUUCUGCCUUCAACCCAGAUGACAAUUUCGCAGCUGCCUGUUAUUUUGAAUGUGGCCAUUUCGUCUGUAGUCUUUGUGUGAUCGGUUUUGUCAAACUCGAUACUUGCCCGAUAUGCCGAAGGACUAGAAUUAUUAAGAACUUCCAUCACUUAACAAGUAUUCCCGCAGCCAAUCUCCCCUUUGCAGAGAGCAUUGUUGCUGUUUCUAAGGCCAAGAUUGAAUGGGUCAAACGCCAGGCAUGGAAUGACGGCUACAUCUACUUUUACCAGGCCUAUGCCCAUUUAACCACUCUACUCGCCGACCUUCCAAAAGACACAAACCCAAACCCACCCCAAGCAAUCUACCUUAUUUGA